Molecule: messenger RNA, 4631 nt
Organism: Cryptomeria japonica (Japanese cedar)
Lineage: Eukaryota; Viridiplantae; Streptophyta; Pinopsida; Cupressales; Cupressaceae
Exons: 6
Coding region: 462-4253 (1263 amino acids)
Source: RefSeq, a predicted model, not a curated record
UAUUUUCUGGGCCGUCUAUUUUCUGAAGUACUGUACUAAAUUAAAAUAUAACUUGUUGAUGCACAGAAAAUUUUAGAAGAAAACAACAAAAUCAGGCGGCAGGGCGGAGAACAUACAUUUUAUAAUGGAGAUGGCGGGAGAUGCAAUUUUUGUUUGGAGGUGGCCGCUUUGCCGGCUUAACUCACCCCUAACUUGUAAUUAGCCUAAAAUAUGACAGCAGAUUGAAAGAUUUGUAGAUAAAUCAAAUUCUGGAGAUUGAUUUUGGAUUUGGCCUUCUGUUCCCCCUCCUUUGCGCGGAAGACGAUGUCAUGAUUAUUCUGGUUUCUUUGAUUUCCAAGUUGGCAUGCAAUAGACCUGUAGCAAACAACAAACAAGGUCUAUUUCAAUUCUUUACAAGUUUAAAGGUGAUCAACUGAGGUCGACAUUCAUUCAGUUUCAUUUUUGCCAGAAGAUUUCAUAUAAUGCAGAGGCAUGAUGCUUCAAGUUCUGAGACAAAAUCCAAUGUAUUUGAUGCAGAAAAGAUCCAUCCACACACUGAUGCUAGUCGUGUAUUCUCUUCUAUGCUUGAAUCUCAAAGUUUCCCCCCUUCUACAUCUGUUGAAGAUCCUAGUCGUGGAUCAAACAGAGGACAUGAUCCUAUACAAAAAUUUGAAGACACUGACAUGGGUUUAGAACUUCUUAGCAAACCUGAAUCCAAUAGUGUGUCCAUACCCAUAAAUAAUGAAGAUUCUAUUACAGAAUCCACAGAAGAUGGUUCUUACAUUACAACAAAAAGUGAUACCUUCUCUUUGCUUAAUGAAAAUAAUAUUAUGACAGAGUCUCUGUCUACAGAGGAUGCAAAAUUUGUAUCAAAAAAGGAUUCGGAAAUUGAUGGUUUUGAUAGGACAACAAUUGGUAGAGAAGCAUUUUUUAUUGAUCAGAGUCUGGAAAUGCACAGUACUGAAGCUAAAAAUGAACAGGACAUGGAGUUUGAAACUACAGACAGGGAUGUGAAUCUGGUUGAAGAGAAUGGGGAACAAGCUAACGAAGCAGAAGACAUUGAUUCAAAUGCUAAUACAUGGCCGGAGAAGAGCGAGGAAGAGUCUUUAAGCUUGCAAGUAAAUACCGAUUUAGUUUCUGCAAUUGUUAUAGACAAGGAUCAAGGGAAUUCAGAUCUUGGCGAAAAAAAUAGUCUUCUUGGUCAGUCAGUUACUGUUUCUGCAACUGAGCAGGAGAAACAAAGCAACACUGCUGAAGAGGAACUUGUGCUUGUUUCAGGCCAAGAUCGUCCUCAAACUCCUCCUGUAAGUGGAGCUGCCUAUGACCAAAUGAUUACCAGGCAAGAAUUGCUUUCCAGUGGCCCAAAUGCUAUUAUUGAACAAUCAAUGUUGGAGCAGGAACAGUCAUGUCUUCCUUUGCUGCCAUCGGGAGAAAAGGAUAGUCUGGAAGCGAGUGAUCAGAAUGAAAAGCAACAAACACAUAUUGAGACAGUUAAGUUGUCAUUUGCUACUAACGAAACAGAUAUAGUUCCUGGCAGAGAAGUUAUUGAACCAGUAGAGUUGCCUUUGGCCACUGAUGAAAAGUCACAUACUAAUGAGGAAUCACCUGUCAUGGAGAAAACAGAUGACGCUACGACGGAGGCUAAUGAUACUGUUGCAGGGAUCGGUAUACAACAAUACGCUGAUAUAGUUGAGUCAUCUUUUAUUAGUAAUGAAACAAACAAUAUGUAUAAAGAAAGCUCUGAGAAUGUUAUGUUGCCUUCUCAAAUUGAUGAAACGGAAGGGGUCUCUAAUGAAUGUUUCAAAGCAGUUGAGCAGCUCUUUGCUGUUGAUGUAACUGAAAGCUUGGUGAUGCAAACAGAUGCUUCAAGUUUUGAGACAAAAUCCAAUGUGUUUGAUGCAGAAAAGAUCCAUGCAGACACCGAUGCUAGUUGUGUACUCUCUUCUAUGCUCGAAUCUGAAAGUUCGUUUUCUUUUACAUAUGUUGAAGAUUCUAGUCGUGGACGAAACGGAGGACAUGAUCCUAUACAGAAACUUGAAGACAGUGAUAUGGGUUUAGAACUUUAUAGCACCGCUGAAUCCAAUAGUGUGUCCAUCCCCACGGAUAAUGAAGAUUUUAAUGCAGAAUCCACAGAAGAUGGUUCUUUCAUGACGACAAAAAGUGAUACCUUUUCUUUGCUUCAUGAAAAUAAUAUUUUGACCGAGUCUCAGUCUACAGAGGAUGCAAAAUUUGUAUCAAGAAAGGAUGAGGAAAUUGAUGAUUUUGACAGGACAACAAUCGGCGGAGAAGCACAUUUCAUUGAUCAGAGUUUGGAAAUGCACAAUGCUGAAUCUAAAAAUGAAAAGGACACGGAGCGUGAAGUUACAGAUCGGGAUGUGAAUCUGGUUGAAGAGAAUGGGGAAGAUGCUAGCGAAGCAGAAGACAUUGAUUCAAAUACCAAUACAUGGCUGGAGAAUUCCGAGGAAGAGUCUUCAAGCUUGCAAGUAAAUACUUGUUUGGUUUCUGCAAUUGUUAUAGACAAGGAUCAAGGGAAUUCAAAUCUUGGCGAAGAAAAUAGUCCUUCAGUGACUGUUUCUGCAACUGAGCAUGAGAAGCAACAAAGUAACACUGCGGAAGAGGAACCGGUGCUUGUUUCAGGCGAAGAUCGUACUCAAACUCCUCCUGAAAAUGGAGCUGCCUAUGACCAUAUGAUUACCAGGCAAGAAUUGCCUUCCGAUGGCCCAAAUGCUAUUUGUGAACAAUCAAUGUUGGAGCAGGAACAGCCAUGUCUUCCUUUACUGCCAUUGGGAGAAAAGGACAGUCUGGAAGGGAGCGAUCAGAAUGAAAAACAACAAAAACAUAUGGAGACAGUUGAGUUGUCAUUUGCUAAUAACGAAACAGAAUCAGUACCUCCAAGAGAAGGUAGUGAACCAGUUGAGUUGCUUUUGGUCACUGAUGAAAAGUUACAGACUAAUGAUUGUGAUCAACUUGAGGAAUCAUCUGUCAUUGAGAAAACAGAUGACGCUAUGAGGGAGGCUACUGGUGCUGCUGCAGGGAAUGGUAUACAACAAUACCUUGAGACAAUUGAAUCAUCUGUAAUUAUUAAUGAAACGAACGAUAUGUGUAAAGAAGGCUCUGAGAAUGUUAUGUUGCCUCCUCAGAUUGAUGAAACGGAAGGGGUUUCUAAUGAAUGUUUCAAAGCAGUUGAGCAGCUCUCUGCUAUUGAUGAAACAAAAGGUGGUCUUGUAGCUGAGGCACCGAGUGACGAGCAACAACCAAAUGAGAUGAUAGAGGAGAGAUCAGGCAUUGAGAAAUUGCCAGAAGCUGUAAGAGAUUAUCAAGGUCAAAUUAAGAGUAUUUUUCUCAAUGGUUCUGAGGAAUUGCCAAAAUCUAUUUCUUUGGACGAGAGCAAUGCAAAUGAUGGCCCAACAAUUAAUUUGCAUGGAGAUUCUACAGUUCAAGGAGGCGCACAGAUCAAUGGAGGUGGUGCAAAGGCUGGGGAACCUGAUUUUGUAGAUAAGGUUGCAGCAUACCCAAAUGAUGAUGAGCAACAACCAAAUGAGAUGAUAGAGGAGAGAUCAGCCAUUGAGAAAUUGCCAGAAGCUGUAAGAGAUUAUCAAGGUCAAAUUGAGAGUAUUUUUCUCAAUGGUUCUGAGGAAUUGCCAAAAUCCAUUUCUUUGGACGAGAGCAAUGUAAAUGAUGCUCCAACAAUCAGUUUGCAUGGAGGUUCAUCUCCUACAGUUCAAGGAUGCGCACAGAUCAGUGGAGGUGGUGUAAAGAUUGGGGAACCUGAUUUUGUAGAUGAGGCUGCAGCAUACACAAAUGAUGAUGACGAGAGCUCUGUAAUGAAAAAUGAAGUACUGGCAAAAACAAUGUCACAGGCUUCUGAUCAGGGCUUCGAAACCUUAAGAAUGGACAGAGGUCUUACUGAAAACAUAUUGAUUCCUGAGCAAUGGAAUGAAGAAAAGUUACAGUUACAGAUAAGCGAGGUAAUGGCAAAAACUGCUUCCGAGAUGCUCUCCAGUAGCAAUUUCUCGGAGCCUCUUGGAGCAACAGCUGAAGAACAAUUUACCAGUUCCACCACUGAAAUUCCUAAGAAUUCCUCUCCGACAUCAAGCUUUGGAACAUUUCUUACCCAUAGAGGUCAAGAGUCCCAAGAUCUACAAACCUUUGAAGUAGAUAACAAAGCCUCUACAUUAGUAAGGGAAAAGGUUCUCAAUAUACGUGCAGAGAAAAGGGCUUCAAUUUGGGAUUGCUGCGGUGUUUGGAAUUGGUUGCAUGCUCAUGAAGAUUAGGCUUCCAUUCUUGCCUUCCAGAAUUUUGUUUCAAUGGAAAAUGAACAUAGAAUUUCAUUUCAGAAGGAAUUUGAUUACAGUCAUGCACUUAAGGCCUCUUAAGGGAAAACAAAUUUGUUGAAGGCGGACGCAAGAAACAAGCCUUGCUUCAUGAAGACUUGCUUAUGUUUUUCUUUAAUGUUGGAGAGAAUUUUGUUUGCUGCUGUACAUGACCAUACUUAUUGAUUCUUCGUAUUAUAAGAUUUGUUUCUGCAGGGUAGGGAAUCUGUAACGAGUUGUAAGAGUAGUAUGAAGGCCUUUAAAAGAGACGAUUUUUUAAGUGGAUGCAAAGUUGUAAACAUAAUUUGAUAGCCACAUAUUUGUGCUGCGUGUCAUUCA